AUGAGCUUUUCGCACGCCACCGCAAGUGAAGAUGAAGAUAAUAAAAUUGUUGUAACCUUUAACCAGGACUAUACGUCGCUAGCAGUGGGAACUAAAAUUGGCUACAAGUUGUACGACCUCAAGAAGACUGACAAGUUGGAAUUGCUUUACGAAAACAACUCUGGUUACACAUGCAUCGUCGAGAGAAUGUUUUCCUCCAGCCUGCUGGCAACUGUCAAUCUAUCUUCGCCAAGGAAGCUUCAAGCGUGGCAUUUCAAAAAGAAUGCAGGAAUUCUUCAACAUUCGUACAUGAACACCAUUUUGGCGGUGAAGCUCAAUCGCCAACGUCUGGUGGUGUGUCUGGAGGACAGCAUCCUCAUCCACAACAUCUCCGAUCUGAAAAUGAUCCACACUAUCAAGCACAUACCGCUCAACCCACAAGGACUGAUCGCUCUUUCCCCAAGCAACGAUCCCUGCUAUCUCGCAUAUCCUGCCAAAAACACUACUGGCGAAGUGAACAUUUUUGACGCUUUCAAGUUGGAGAACAAAUUGACCAUUGCUGCUCACGACAAUCCUCUCGUAUCCAUGACCUUUGACUCUCAGGGAACUAAACUAGCUACUGCCUCCGAUAAGGGGACUGUUAUACGCGUUUUUGAUACUCUCAAGGGCAGUUGUAUUUACGAGUUUCGCCGUGGAUACGCUCGCUGCGUCUCAAUCUACUCCUUAUCCUUCAGUUCUGACUCGCUCUUUCUCUGCGCUUCCAGCAACACUGAAACUGUUCAUAUUUUUAAGCUCGCCGAAAACAAACCUCAAGAGGAUGAUCUUUCGGACAUGUUCAUGGGCGCAGUGAAGAAGGUCUUCCAGUCGGCCAGCUCCAUUGGUCUCACCUCAGUGGGAGACAUGAUGAACCAGUGGCGUUCCUUUGCCACCGUCAGGCUGCCCUUUAGCGGUCCAAAGUCGGUGUGCGCCAUCACCACUCCUACGUCUGCCAACAGAGCGCCGCAUGUUUUGGUUGCGUCCACCGAUGGCUACCUCUACGUCUAUGAUCUGAACGUCGUCGACGGUGGUGAUUGCACUCUCAUCCGGCAACACUGCCUAAUCGAAGACAUCGGAAGCCCCGAAGCUGCACCCGCACAAGCUGCUGUCGUCGAUAACUGA
Molecule: messenger RNA, 1137 nt
Organism: Rhagoletis zephyria (snowberry fruit fly)
Lineage: Eukaryota; Metazoa; Arthropoda; Insecta; Diptera; Tephritidae
Source: RefSeq, a predicted model, not a curated record